AUGGCGGUGCUUAGUCUUGGGCCCGUCUUUUCACACAUUCUUAUUGUCUUAGUUGCUAUGCUGAAUAUUUGUAUUCUUUCUUACGAUGCCGGCAUGAUCAACAACUUGAACGCGGUCAAGCCGUACAACGAUUAUUUCAACCUCAAUAGCGAUCUGAUCGGUCUGAACGUGGCGAUUAUCAGCGCCGGUUCGGUCUUGGGAGCCCCGGUGGUGGGGCCGGCGGUUGAUCGUUGGGGACGGAAGAUGGGCCUUGCCGCUGGCUCCAUCUGCAUCAUUGUUGGAGUUAUCCUACAAGCUUCCGCAUCAGCUGUGCCGCAACUCAUUGUCGGUCGGUUCAUUAUCGGAUUCGCUUCUCUAGUCAAUGGCUCCAUUGCCCCUAUGUGGGUGAUGGAGCUGGCUUCGCCAAAGCAUAGAACCAUCUGCUCUAGCACAGUACUCGUUUCUGUUCCAUUCACAUCCUUCUUGGUUGCCUGCAUCGUACUUGGAAUCUUCGACAAGGAUUCCAACUGGGUAUGGAGAGGCAUCAUGCUAGCAACCGAGAUCCUUGCCCGUCUGCAUGCUGACGGCGACGUACAUAACGUUGAGGUACUUACCGAAGCGCAGGAGAUUGUUGCUUCUCUCAAUCAGGAGAAGGACGGUCAAGGGGCAUGGCGCGAACUCAUUACACCUGCCUCUAACAUGAAGAGAUUUACCAUUGCUGUUUUGACCAACAUAUUCUAUCAAAUUCUUGGAGGAAACAUGAUUCUGUACUUCUCGUCAUACAUCAUUUCGAGCUUAGGUGUUUCCAGCAGGAGAUCCAUCAUCACUAUCAACAUCGCUCUCUUGCUAUGGAAGGCCUUUUGCAGUAUUCUUGGCGUGUUCCUUAUCGAUCGGGUCGGCGCUCGGAAGCCAUUACUUGCCGGAACAUCAGCAACUGUGAUUCUGUUUGGUCUUCUGUCUGGCUUAUCCCACCUCACGGAAGUUCAUCCUGACACCAACUCAUACGCUAUUGGCUCAAUUGUCGUUGUUGCACUUUUCUUGCUUGCAGUCUCUACCAGUUGGAUGAUCUUGGCAUACACUUACCCACCCGAAAUACUCCGAUACUCACAGCGAGCCAAGGGUGUGGUGGUCGCCCAAGCCAUCGGUUACGCAUUCAGCUUCCUUAAUCUCUACACCGCUCCUUUGGCGAUCGAACGGAUCUCCUGGCGGUACUACGCGAUCAAUGGUGGUUGGAAUCUGGGAAUUCUGGCUGUGGUCUACUGUCUGUUCGUUGAGACUAAGGGCAGAACUUUGGAGGAAAUUGACGAGGUCUUUGAUGGCGUGGUAUAUUCCAACGAUGUUAUCAUCGAUGCUCAAGGCUCGAAAGGCACCCUGGAGCAAGAUGGAGAAGACAACAAGAGUCUAACAAAGCGCAAGCUUCGAAAAGUUGACUCUGCGAACUGA
Messenger RNA from Colletotrichum chrysophilum, 1422 nucleotides. RefSeq lists its product as uncharacterized. Gene Ontology annotation, cellular component: membrane. NCBI's taxonomy places the organism in Eukaryota, Fungi, Ascomycota, Sordariomycetes, Glomerellales, Glomerellaceae. The transcript has 8 exons. The record is from RefSeq and is a predicted model, not a curated record. Gene Ontology annotation, molecular function: carbohydrate:proton symporter activity. Gene Ontology annotation, biological process: carbohydrate transport; transmembrane transport. The coding region runs from base 1 to 1422 and encodes 473 amino acids.